UCCGCUCUUCCCCGAAGCCCCGCCCCUUCUCCCGUCUCUCCUAGAGCGCCAAGAUGGCGGCCGAGGUGGACUUUGGCGACCGGGAGCUGUUCGAGGCUUUCGGCGGGGACGACGAGGCCCCCGGGGAGCCCGUUCACAUCCGAUUCGGGGCGGAGGAGAGCACGGCGCAGAUGGCUGUGGACGAGGGGGAGGAGGACGAGACGCAGCAAGCGGAGGCGGCGACGAACGGCGUCGAGGACGAAGAGCUGCGCGAGCGGCUGCGGCAGUCCGAGGAGAUCAUCGAGCAGCUCCGCGCCGAGAAUCAAGAACUGAAAAGGAAACUCAGCGUUCUGUCUCGACCAAGUGGGAUUUUGGUGAACAAUUCUAAAUUAGAUGGACCCUUGCUACAAAUUUUAUUUAUGAACAAUGUUAUUUCCAAGCAGUAUCAUCAAGAAAUCGAGGAAUUUGUUUCUAAUUUAGUAAAACGAUAUGAGGAACAAAAGAAAGUUGAUAUUGAGAGGACUGCCUUUAAUGUGCUGCCCCAGCCUUCCAGUAUUGUUUUGGAAGAGGACCAUAAAGUGAAGAAAUCAAAAGCAGUAAAAAAGAUUAAGGAAGCUUUUAGUGUUGUAGGAAGUGUCCUAUAUUUUACCAAUUUUUGCCUUGAUAAAUUGGGGCAACCUCUACUAAACGAAAACCCUCAGCUUACUGAAGGAUGGGAAAUACCCAAGUACCAGCAAGUCUUCAGCCAGAUUGUUUCUCUAGAAGGGCAAGAAAUACAAGUAAAGGCAAAAAGACCAAAGGCUCACUGUUUCAAUUGUGGUUCUGAAGAACAUCAAAUGAAAGACUGUCCAAUGCCUCGAAAUGCUGCUCGUAUAAAUGAGAAGAGGAAAGAGUUUAUGGAAGCCUGCGGAGAGGCAAACAACCAGAAUUACCAGCAGCGAUACCAUGCAGAGGAAGUUGAAGAAAGAUUUGGAAGAUUCAAACCAGGAAUUAUUAGUGAGGAACUUCAGGAUGCACUUGGGGUAACUGACAAGACCCUCCCACCAUUCAUAUAUCGCAUGCGACAGUUGGGUUAUCCACCAGGUUGGCUCAAAGAGGCUGAAUUGGAGAAUUCGGGACUUGCUCUCUAUGAUGGAAAAGAUGCGACUGACGGUGAAACCGAAGCAGGAGAACUGCAGAACAAAUGUGUCACUUACGAUCUCUCUAAGUUGGUCAAUUAUCCUGGCUUUAAUAUAUCUACUCCCAAAGGAAUUUCAGAUGACUGGAGGAUAUUUGGUUCUAUACCAAUGCAGGCAUCUCAGCAAAAGGAGGUUUUUGCCAGUUACUUGUCUUCUAAUUUCCAAGCAACAAGUCCCCAGUCUGGCAGUAAAAGGGCCUCGUCUCAUUAUAGUCCUUGUAGCCCAAAGAAGCAGAGAAGGGGGAGCAGCACAACGACGUCUUCAGCCACAGACAUGGACCUCGACUCAGAUAUGGAGAUACCACAUGGUUCUCAUCCGGGUGAAGGAUUUCAGUUUCAACCCCCAUUGCCUCCUGGAUCUCCCUUGAUUAGAACUCCUCCUCCAUUGCCCCAAGGGACUCCUCCUUGUACCCCACCCAGCUUUACACCUCCUCUCCCCAGGGGUACCCCUCCUCCCACUCCCAAUGACUCAGCUCAGCCCAGGAGUGCAGCUCCAUCCAUGGAUGAAGAUACUUUGACCCUGGAAGAGCUCGAGGAGCAGCAGAGGCUGAUCUGGGCUGCCCUGGAGCAAGCUGACAGUGCCAACAGUGACUCCGACCUCCCUGUCGACACACCUUUGACUGGAAAUUCUGUUUCGUCGUCUCCCUGCCGGAAUGAGCCAGAAACCCCUGCUACGGAAGGAAAAAUGACUGAAAAGCAGACAGCAGCCGAACUUGGCAUGUCAGACUCUUGUGUGCAGGUCUGUGACCCUGAGCACUCUAAACCAAGCCCUGACUCUGAGGAGGGGAUGCUUUGUGAAGAGGUCAAGAAGGAGGAGGCUGCCCAGGCAGACUCUGAGGGAGGCCUGGACAAUGGUGCCAUUGACUUGGACUGUGAGGGCAGCAGGCGUGAUCACCCCCAGGUGGUGGCCAACACGACAGCAUCCACCAAGACAAGUAGCCCUAUCCCAGACAUGAGCAAGUUUGCGGCAGGAAUAACCCCAUUUGAAUUUGAGAAUAUGGCUGAAUCUACCGGCGUCUAUCUCCGAAUACGAAGUUUACUAAAGAACUCACCCCGGAACCAGCAAAAAAAUAAAAAAACUUAAGAGCAGCAGCUUAGGGGUUAACCCGGGUGACACUGAACUUCAUCCUCACUUUGUGUUCUCUGUUGCUUGGAGAUGAACAACGUGGGCAAUUCUUUGUUUUGUUCCUGUCCUCAGUGUUUAAAAAAGAGCUACCCAAAGCUGGAUGGCAGCGUGAGCCACCGCUGGCCUAGCUUAGAGGCAGGGUUCCCUCUAAAAAGGGAAAGACUGGAUUUGCUCAUUGAGCUUUUCAUUUUCUGAGAUAAAAAAAAAAUGGGAAGAAAAAAAUGAUGUCUGAGUUCAUUUAAUUGAUAAGGUUUAUACUGUUUUUUGACUUGUGAGUUUCAGGAGUGGUAGUUUUUAAAUCUGUCCUUUGUACAUUGUUUUCUCUUUCUACAUUUUGCUAAUUGUCCUUGUAGAUAAAUUUAACAAUAAUAUAAAUUUUUUAAAGCUCUGACCGUUUUAAAUUUCUCAUAUUUCAAUGUCGACAGUCAAUUAAGAAUCAGGAAUUACUAGCUUUGGCACCAUUUGGGGUAUUUUUAUAUGUGAUUUUCCUGGGUCAAUUUUUAAUAUCACUUACUUUUUGUAACCUCAUUCUUCAUGUAAACUUGCUGCACAGAUAUGUUCAUUCUUCUGUACAGAGGUUUAAUAAAUUAGUUUUCAUAUAAAUAUU
Molecule: messenger RNA, 2889 nt
Organism: Trichosurus vulpecula (common brushtail)
Lineage: Eukaryota; Metazoa; Chordata; Mammalia; Diprotodontia; Phalangeridae
Gene: ZCCHC8
Product: zinc finger CCHC-type containing 8
Exons: 14
Coding region: 54-2240 (728 amino acids)
Cellular component (GO): catalytic step 2 spliceosome
Molecular function (GO): RNA binding; zinc ion binding
Source: RefSeq, a predicted model, not a curated record